Molecule: messenger RNA, 1012 nt
Organism: Aaosphaeria arxii CBS 175.79
Lineage: Eukaryota; Fungi; Ascomycota; Dothideomycetes; Pleosporales
Exons: 1
Coding region: 140-1012 (290 amino acids)
Source: RefSeq, a predicted model, not a curated record
GUCUUCUAAACGCAAGAUAAUUCCUUAUUGAUGGACAACCAUUGUAGGCGUCUUGAAACAUGAAACCAGUUUCUUAUUGUUGGCGGUGAAGGUAUUGUCUCUUCACACAAUAGAGGCGAAACAGUCACAAUGGCCCCACAUGUUCACCAUCACUACUAUUCAGUCUCCCACAACAAUACAGCAUCGAUUCGUCCUCAGACUGCGCAGUUCUAUAAAGCAGCCUUCCUGUCUCGAUAUCUACCAGACUUUCCUUACGCUGGACGAAACAACCUUACUCACACGCAACCAACGGCACUCGAACUGGACUUACACACACACAUAUCAAAUCAUCCUCCCGGCCAUUUUUUCGCCUACAAAGCUUUCUUCUUUUCUUCCAUAUCAACAUACACCAAAGAUCAUGGCUGGCUCCAGAUCCAUCAACGCGCUGGCCGCUACCACCACCAGACUGCCUUCGAACACCCCAGAGUACGGGGAUAUCGGCGAAGAUGAGAUCAUUGAAUCCAUCGAAACACCUCCAACCCGACCUUCAGAGGACGAAAGGUCCUCUCCCUCAAUCACUCCACCAUCGAGGGGCCCCGUUUGGUCGAUCGAAAGCAACGAAGAAGAGGUCCGCCACAAAGUGGCCUCUGAACUCACAAUCAUUGCCCACGUGGCCCUCCAAGAGGUUGAACAAGAGGUGGCCACCCGGGACGUUCCCACAAACAAUGAAGGCCUCGUUCAACUUUCGCUCCCAGUCAUCAAAAUCAUCCAACAGCAUUCUGGAGAGCCUCUCAUCUCUUUCCAAGCACAAGUUCUGGUGCACAAAAUCAUCAAGAAGAGGCACCAAAUCCUAGCGAACAUGGACGUCGCUUUCACGUUCAACGGCACGGCCGAGGAGCUCCGUGCAGAAGAUGGUGCCUUGAUGGCACUAUGCGAUGGUUUGAUCAUGGAGGUGAUGGUCAGCUCGCUGGAGUCCAGCGAGAACGCGGAAGGGAUUGCAUCCGAGCUGGUCUUGGAUUUGUUCGGCUUUUGA